AGUUAUGGUCGAUCCAUUAAAAAUCUUUUGGGUUUUGACAAAUAGCACCUAUUUGGUUACAAAAUUUGUACGCAUUGGUAUUGCCGACAAAAACGAUUCACCGCCAUAUUUCGAUAGAUUUCUGUACGAGACUGAAAUCGAUGAAAAUGCCGAUUUGCAGAGCACUGUCCUCACUGUCAACGCCAAGGAUCACAAUGAGUCGACGAAUAUUCGAUACCAGAUCACAGGCGGUAACAUAGGCAAUGCAUUUGCCGUGCAGAACACCACCGGUGUCAUCUACGUGGCAAGUCCACUUGACUACGAAACGAGGCCAAGGUACGAACUGCGCCUGGAGGCAACUCGCAAUCGCAAAAAUAAUUACACCACCGUUGUGAUCAACGUUCGCGAUGUCAACGAUAAUCCACCGGUAUUCGAUCGUCAAACAUAUCGUACACAAAUCACUGAGGAAGACGAUCGCAAUCUGCCCAAACGCAUUCUGCAGGUCACAGCCACCGAUGGCGAUGUAGAUAGACCAAUAAAUAUUGUAUAUUUCCUGACUGGCCAGGGCAUCGACCCUGAUAAUCCAGCGAAUAGUAAAUUUGAUAUAAAUCGCACGACGGGCGAUAUUUUUGUUCUCAAGCCCCUGGACAGAGAUCAGCCCAAUGGGAGGCCACAGUGGCGCUUCACAGUGUUUGCGCAGGACGAGGGCGGCGAAGGGCUGGUAGGCUAUGCGGACAUCCAGGUGAACCUGAAGGACAUCAACGACAAUGCGCCGCAGUUUCCGCAGGGCAUCUACUUUGGUAACGUGACCGAGAACGGCACCGCCGGCAGCUCGGUGAUGACCAUGUCCGCCGUCGACUACGACGAUCCCAACGAGAGCACCAAUGCCAAGCUAAUCUACUCGAUUGAGAAGAACGUCAUCGAGGAGGAGACGGGGGCGCCCAUCUUUGAAAUCGAGCCGGAGACGGGACUCAUCAAAACGGCUGUCUGUUGUCUGGACAGGGAGCGAACGCCCGACUACUCCAUCCAGGUGGUGGCCAUGGACGGCGGUGGACUCAAAGGUACUGGCACCGCCUCCAUUCGCGUCAAGGACCUCAACGACAUGCCGCCGCAGUUCACCAAGGACGAGUGGGUUACGGAGGUGGACGAAACGAAUGGCACUUACAUCCCAGAGACGCCCAUUCUCACGGUGACGGUUCAGGAUGAGGACGAAACGAACACAUUCCAAUACAAGGUGGUGCCGAACAGUGGUUUCGGGGCGGAUAAAUUUGCGAUGGUUCGGAAUGGCGAUGGAACGGGCUCACUGAAAAUCAUACAGCCCUUGGACUACGAGGAUCCGCUGCAAAGUAGUGGGUUCCGGUUCCGCAUCCAGGUCAACGAUAAGGGCGAUGAUGGCCCCGGUGGAAGUGACAAGUAUCACGUGGCCUAUUCAUGGGUGGUGGUGAAGCUGCGGGACAUCAACGACAAUGUGCCAAAAUUCGAUCGGGAGCACAUAGAGGUGUCCAUCUAUGAGGAUACGAAAGUUGGCACCGUCCUCGAGCAAUUUAAGGCCACGGAUGCCGACCAGGCGGGUCACUCCAAAGUAGCUUACAAAAUAGUUCGCUCCACGAAUCGCAAGAGACAAUUUGCCAUCAGUGACAGAGGAGCAGUGAGCAUACAAAGGCCUUUGGAUCGGGAAACUCAGGAUCGGCACCAUAUUCAGAUUUUGGCCAUUGACGAUGGAAGUCCUGCGCGAACGGCAACCGCAACUCUGACCGUGAUAGUAAAGGAUGUCAAUGACAAUGCACCGACUUUUGCCCAGGAUUAUAGGCCCACCUUACCUGAGAAUGUGUCUGGUAAGAAAAUUCUGGAGGUGGCCGCCAAGGAUCCCGAUGAUCGACUAAGGGGCAAUGGAGGACCCUUCACCUUUCGACUGGAUCCUCUGGCCAGCGACGAAAUAAGAGCGGGCUUUAAAGUGGAGUAUGACCGCAGAGGUGACAGUGGAAACGGGGUGGCCAUCAUCUCAUCCCUCCGCCCCUUCGACCGCGAGGCGCAAAAGAGCUAUGCCAUUCCCAUCGAGAUUAAGGAUAAUGGCGCUCCUGCCAUGACGGGCACCAGUACUCUGACCGUCACCAUCGGCGAUGUAAAUGAUAACAAAAUGCAGCCCGGCAGCAAGUCCGUGUUGGUGUAUAACUACCAAGGACAGUCGCAGGAUACGCCGAUAGGCAGGGUCUACGUCAACGAUCCCGACGACUGGGAUGUGCCGGACAAGAAGUACUACUGGGAGGUGCAGGAGCACCAGCGCUUCAAGCUGGAUACGGAUACUGGCAUCCUAACAAUGCGCGCUGGGACGAGGAGAGGUCGCUAUCAGCUGCGGUUCAAGGUCUACGAUCGUGAGCAUGGCCAGGAGGAUAUUCCUGCAAAUCUCAGCGUCACAGUGCGCGACAUAACAGCAGAGGCCGUUCAGCAGGCCGGGUCCAUGAGAUUGUCGCACAUAACCGAUGAGGAUUUCGUUAGAACCUGGAACCCGGUUAAGAAUCAAGUGGAGCCCUCCAAGCUGGAGAGAUUCCGCAACAAGCUGGCCGAGCUGUUGUACACAGAUAGAGAUAAUGUGGACGUGUUCAGUGUGCAACUCAAGGAAGGCUCCCCCUAUCCCCUGACCGAUGUCCACUUUGCAGCCCGUUCUGCAACUCAGCAGCCGUACUUCAAGGCAGUACGCCUGAAUGGCGUGGUGCAAAUGCAUCGUGAGGAGAUCGAAAAGGACGUGGGCCUGAACAUCACCAUGGUCAAUAUAAAUGAAUGCUUGCACGAGGGUAAAGGAAAGUGUGGCUCCAGCUCCUGCACCUCCAAAGUGGAGUUGGGCAAAAAACCCUAUACGGUUAGUGUGAACCGCACGGCCUUGGUGGGUGUGCGCUUGGACAUCACUGCUCAGUGUGUGUGCCGGUCGAGGAACUUCACCCACCAGGAUCACAAUUGCAGGACCCACCUGUGCUACAAUGGCGGUCGGUGUGUGGAAACCCGAAGUGGUCCGAAAUGUGUGGCCUGUCCGGUGGGCUACAAUGGCCCGCGAUGCCAGCAAUCCACGAGAAGUUUUCGCGGCAAUGGCUGGGCCUGGUAUCCUCCACUGCAGCUCUGCCAGGAAUCGCAUCUCAGCUUGGAGUUCAUCACUCGCGUGCCCGACGGCUUGAUACUAUACAAUGGACCCAUUGUCCCACCAAAACCGGACGAAACCGUGAUCAGCGACUUUAUAGCCAUCGAACUGGAGCAGGGCUAUCCCCGACUACUCAUCGAUUUCGGCUCGGGCACCUUGGAGCUGAGAGUGAAGACCAAGAAGACCCUGGACGAUGGGGUCUGGCAUCGCUUGGAUAUUUUCUGGGACUCCGAAAAUGUGCGCAUGGUUGUGGACUUCUGCCGCACUGCUUUGGUCUCCGAAAUGGAGGACGGCACUCCGCCGGAAUUCGAUGACAAUGCCUGCCAGGCGAGGGGACAAAUUCCGCCCUUCGCCGAGUCCCUAAAUCUGAAUCAGCCCCUUCAGCUGGGCGGACUCUAUAGACAGCACUUCGAUCAGACCCUGUACAAUUGGCAGUAUGCCUUCAGCUCCAAGGGCUUCGAUGGCUGUAUACGCAACGUUAUCCACAACUCGGAGCACUAUGAUUUGGCAUUUCCCGCUUUGGCCAGGAAUAGUUUUCCCGCCUGUCCGCAGACCGACGAAGUUUGCCUGAAAACCGAGCACACAGCUCGCUGUUGGGAGCAUGGAAACUGUGUGGCCAGCUUGGUUCAGGCCAAGUGCCAUUGCCAGCCGGGCUGGAUGGGUCCUGGCUGUAAUGUACCCACCAUUCCGACGACUUUCAAGACCCAGAGCUAUGUGAAAUUCGCCCUCAGCUUUGAGCCCGACAGAUUUUCCACCCAGCUGCAGCUGAGAUUUCGAACUCGAGAGCAGGGCGGCGAGCUUUUCCGUGUUAGUGAUCAGCACCACAGGGAGUACGCCAUCCUGGAACUUCGAAGGGGCCACCUUCAGUUCCGCUACAAUCUGAACUCCAUGAGAAACGAGGAGCAGCUGCUGACCCUCACCGCAAUCGCCGUAAACGACGGCCAGUGGCAUGUGAUUCGCAUUAGUCGCUAUGGAUCGGCAGCUCUAAUGGAACUGGAUGGCGGCGAGUCGCGGCGCUACAACGAGUCCUUUCACUUCACAGGACACCAGUGGCUGAGCAUCGACAAGCAGGAGGGUGUUUAUGCGGGCGGCAAGGCCGAGUACACGGGAAUCAAGACCUUUGAGGUGCAGUCCGAUUUUCAGAGAAGCUGCUUGGACGACAUCAGGCUGGAUGGAAAACACCUGCCCCUGCCCCCCGCCAUGAAUGGCACCCAAUGGGGCCAGGCGACGAUGGCCCGCAACCUGGAGCGCAACUGCCCCUCGAACAGGCCGUGCUCGAAUGUCAUCUGCCCCGAUCCCUUUGACUGCGUCGACUUGUGGAACGAAUACGAGUGCACCUGCAGCGAGGGGCGCAUCAUGUCCUCGGACACCAAGGGAUGCGUGGACCGCAACGAGUGCCUGGACCUGCCCUGCCUGAACGGAGCCACCUGCAUCAAUCUGGAGCCCCGGCUGCGGUAUCGAUGCAUCUGCCCGGAGGGCUACUGGGGCGAAAACUGCGAGCUGGUGCAGGAGGGACAGCGGCUGAAGCUGAGCAUGGGCGCCCUGGGCGCCAUAUUCGUUUGCCUGAUUAUCAUACUGAUCCUCGCACUGAUCUUCGUGCUCUAUAGCCGCAAACGCAAGACGACCAAGAAGAAGAAGCGCUCAGGACCCGAGAAGGAUGUCCGCGAGACGGUAAUCAGCUACGAGGACGAGGGCGGCGGCGAGGACGACAUGACGGCCUUCGACAUCACGCCACUGCAAAUACCAAUCAGCGCCCAGGGAGAACCGCCGGACAUCGCCGCCUGCAAGAUGCCCAUAAUCUACCCCGUGAUGACGCUGCUGCCACCUGGCCAGGAGCUGAACGUGGCCUAUCUGAUGGAGGAGCGGAAGCAGCGCAUCGACAAGGACAACAACGCGCCGCCCUUCGACGACCUGCGGAACUUCACCUUCGAGGGCAGCGGCAGCAUCGCCGAGUCGCUGAGUUCGCUGGCCUCCGGCACCGAUGAUGAGAAUCAAGACUUUAACUAUCUACAGAACUGGGGUCCACGUUUCAAUGCCCUGGCCGCCAUGUACGUGCACGAUAAGGCGAAAGCCCACCAGUUGGCGUCGGAUGGCGGAGGAGGAUCUGGAGAUGGACCUGGACCUGGACCUGGACCUGGACCUGGAGCCUCAUCAUCAUCACCAUCACCAUCACCGCUGGGAGGCGGUGGCGCAGGAGGCGGAGGAGGCGGCUCUGGAGUUGGGACGCCAGGCAAUGUGCUCGCAGUGGUGGCAACGGGAAGUGGAGCAGGUCCUGGAGGCGGCGGCGGCGGCGGUAGCAGUGGGCUGGUGCCACUGCCCGAUGUCGACAAAGUUGUAUUAUAAAAUAAAUAGUUAAGUUGUAGUUAAAUGAUGUUUCAGCUGUAAGCACGAUGAUGGGGAAAUCCUCAAGACGAAGCAGGUGUUUUGUGUGUUCGUGUGUCUGGUUAGGUUAAUUGUAUGUACAUGUGGCUAACUGUGGAAUUUACGACUAACUUAAGGUUUUAGGUGUUUCUCACGGAUGCGAGGAGUCACUUCCCUUACUAUUUGCUCAAACGCCUCGAUUGAGGCCUUCUGUUAUCUAUUCACCAAUUUAUCAGGAAAAUAAUCCGCGCUGUUAAAUUUCACUAUUGGGAAAUGUGUGAGUCUGUUGAAACUGAUUUAAAGAACUAUCGAGUUAUGUAUUGUUUAUUCAGCGAGUUUUUAAAACUUUAAGACUACGCUUAAUCCACUGGAAAGCUUAUAGCUUUCCCUGGCCUUUCAAAGCACAUCUUCUGGACGAUAUUCAACUGAACCAACUGAGAAAUCGAAUUAAAUUACACGAGUACACUAAGCAUACUACAAUGAAAAAGAGUUUAUGAAACUUGCUAUACGUUAGUUAAAGACCAUGUACUAUAAAUACGCCGUUAACUCUGUAGCACGUAAGUUGAACCAAACUAAGCCGGAAUUCGGCCAACUGAAAAUGUUGAGCGUUGCAACAUUUGUGUGCCGCCGACUGGGGAACGUGUCCGAUGGCCACCGAGCCAGGUGGCAGCUGAAAAGCAGCGGUGAAAGCUGCCACCGAACCCACGCAGCCACAAAAGUUUGCAGAGCGAGGUGGAAAUUUAAUAAAAGUACGAAAUCAUAACUAACUUUGGUGAAAAUUGAAGGUAAAUGGGGAAGCUCUACUGUAACAUAAUUUUGUACAUAUUCAAUUCUGUAAUCUUACGACUAAAUUAACGGCUACUAUAGCAUAGAACGAAAACAAAACCACUAAUAGACUAAUUAACAACAAUUAAACCUACAUUUAAUUAACGACAAGCCGGAGACGAAGACGAAGACGGUCCCAAAUACGAGUGUUGAUCAAACCAAUUUCAUAUUUCUGCAUUUACUAGCAACUACACAACCGUACAGAAAAUGAAAGUAUUAAGCAUAACAUUGUAAUAUGUAUUAAAGUAUGAGUCAUAAACGAAGCAAAUGGUUAAUUACAUUUACGUUAGUUAAUGGACAAUUUGUUAGUAGCUAGCGUCUAAGCAUAAUUUUUUAAAAAUCAA
This is a messenger RNA of Drosophila erecta, 6639 nucleotides long. RefSeq names its product putative neural-cadherin 2. The record is from RefSeq and is a predicted model, not a curated record. Gene Ontology annotation, biological process: homophilic cell-cell adhesion. Bases 5 to 5452 code for a protein of 1815 amino acids. The transcript is spliced from 13 exons. Lineage: Eukaryota; Metazoa; Arthropoda; Insecta; Diptera; Drosophilidae. Gene Ontology annotation, cellular component: catenin complex; plasma membrane. Gene Ontology annotation, molecular function: calcium ion binding; cadherin binding.